AUGGCUAGUGAUCUGCAAAAAUCACACGAAAAUGAACGUGAAGGAGCAGAAAUUACAUAUGGAGCUGAAAACUGCCACCGCAAAAUUAUAGAGCUUUUGCAAAACUUAGGAUUUCCCAAAGGAGUUCUUCCUCUUAAAGAACUUGAAGAAUUUGGCUAUGUUCGCAAAACUGGAUUUGCAUGGAUGAAGCAAAAGGCGCCAUACGAACAUUAUUUUAGUUCAACGAAACAUCUUGUUAGUUAUGCAACUGAGGUUACUGCAUAUGUGGAGUUGGAGAGAAGGAAGAUGAAAAAAAUAACUGGUGUUAAGGGUAAGCAGCUACUUGUUUGGGUUUCAACAGUUGAAAUGAGCAUUGAAGAUCCUACUUCAAAGAAAAUUUAUUUCAAGACUCCUAUAGGAAUUGGAAAGUCUUUUCCUAUCACUGCUUUUAUGACUGAGGAGGAAAAGCAUAAGUACCUGGAGAAAUCCAAUGAGUAG
Messenger RNA from Nicotiana tabacum (common tobacco), 477 nucleotides. RefSeq lists its product as uncharacterized. Lineage: Eukaryota; Viridiplantae; Streptophyta; Magnoliopsida; Solanales; Solanaceae. The record is from RefSeq and is a predicted model, not a curated record.